AUGCGCAAGUCCGACCUUCCUAACGCAUUCAUUAUUGAAGUCAACGGCCGCUUCAUCGCCGACCGUCCUGAGCCCGACCGUGAGGACACCGACGGCAAUGUAAAGAGUGCAACCCCAGCGCACAUGGGCGAGCUGAAGAAUGCCGCGGUCUCCAAGUUGGUAGGCGGUCGCCUGGUCAGUCGAGAGUGGAUUAUGGCCGUUGUUGAGGGCGGAUACGGCGAUGACUAUUCACCCAAGGGCCUGUGGUGGAUCGACGGCCAUGACGGAUACGGACAGACCCCAAGGUUUGAAUAUGCGCGCGAGAAGCAUCAGGACGUGUUAUACUGCGGCACUCAUGACCUCAUGCUUGCUUUGCCCACCGAUAAUGAGGUUUGGAUGCAUAUUCAGCUUCCUCAUUCUUCUGCAGUUGGGAUGAUGAAGAUGCACUGGCAGAAAGUAUAA
Molecule: messenger RNA, 441 nt
Organism: Alternaria incomplexa
Lineage: Eukaryota; Fungi; Ascomycota; Dothideomycetes; Pleosporales; Pleosporaceae
Exons: 3
Coding region: 1-441 (146 amino acids)
Source: RefSeq, a predicted model, not a curated record